AUGGAUGCGUACACAGGGUAUAAUCAGAUAAGCAUGCACCCACCUGACCAAGAACAUACAAGCUUUCGAACGGACGUCGGCUUGUAUUGCUACAAAGUGAUGCCGUUUGGCUUGAAAAACGUUGGAGCCACCUAUCAGAGGUUGGUCAACCGGAUGUUUAAAGAGCAAAUAGGCAGAAACAUGGAGGUCUACGUCGAUGACAUGCUGGUCAAGUCUAAGAAAGCCCAAGGGCACAUUGAAGACUUAAAAGAAUGCUUUGAGAUCCUAAGACAAUACCGAAUGAAGCUCAAUCCUCUUAAGUGUUCUUUCGGAGUAAGCUCGGGAAAGUUCCUUGGAUUCAUAGUGAACUCUAGGGGCAUCGAAGCUAACCCAGAAAAGAUAAAGGCACUGAUCGACAUGAAGUCCCCAACUAAAGUUAAGGACGUCCAAAGCUUAACAAGCCGAAUCGCCGCCUUGAGUAGAUUCGUCUCCCAGUCAACCGAAAAAUGCGUCUCUUUCUUCAACAUCCUAAGGGAACAUGCAGUUAGUGCAGUCUUGGUAAGGGAGGAAGAUAGAGCACAACACCCAGUCUACUAUGUGAGCAAAAGACUGAUUGGGGCAGAGUGUAGAUACCCCCUCAUAGAAAAAUUGACCUACUGCUUACUAUUAGCAUCCAGGAAGCUUCGACCCUACUUUCAGGCUCAUCCCAUUGUGGUACUCACUGACCAACCCUUACGCCAGGUGCUACAAAAACCCGAUACGUCGGGGUGCCUCCUUAAAUGGGCAAUAGAGUUAGGGCAAUAUGACAUAACGUAUCAGCCAAGAUUGGCUAUUAAAGGGCAGGCCCCGGCUGACUUUGUAGCCGAGUGUACCGGCGCGCAAGAGGGCGACCAACCAACAGUAACCAGUGAUGUCCAAAGGCCUGACCUGAGCGAUUCACCUGAACCACAUGUCCAUAACUCCGAGAAAAAUGAAAACCAAGACUACCCCGGUGAAACCUGGAAGCUACAAGUUGAUGGUUCUUCUACCGACCAGUCAUCAGGAGCGGGGAUCACCCUAACAAUACCAGAGGGACCACGAAUUCACACGGCCAUUCGCUUUGGUUUCCCUACCUCAAAUAAUGAAGCUGAGUAUGAAGCAUUAAUUGCCGGUCUAAAACUAGCGAAAGAGGUGAAGGCCAGACACUUAGACAUUUACAGCGACUCCCAGCUGGUUGUAAACCAAGUUUUGGGAGAGUACAUGGCUAGAGGAGAAAAGAUGAUGGCCUACCUUAGCAAAAUACAAGACUUGCUUGCCCAACUGGAAGGGUACACCAUUCAACAAAUACCACGAGAAGAGAAUGCUACCGCUGAUGCCUUGGCAAGGUUGGCAACAAGUGAAAAGAUAGAUAAAGCCAGCCUUGUGCUAAUAGAAUACUUACCCGAGCCAAGCAUCCGCACUAAAGAAGUACUCCUACUCGAUACGACUCAAUCGUGGAUGACCCCCAUAGCUGCUUACUUAGAACAAGGGACACUGCCCACCAACAAAAACGAGGCAAAGAAAAUGAGAAGGAAGGCCACCCGAUACCUAAUCAUUGAUGGUGUCAUGUAUCGGCGAGGGUACUCAAUGCCCCUACUACGAUGUGUACAUCAAGACCAAGCCCAACGACUAAUGGAAGAAGUCCAUGAAGGUUUUUGUGGUAAUCACGCUGGGCGGCAAAGCUUAUCCAAGAAGGUACUGAGGCAAGGAUUCUUCUGGCCAACCAUGAUAGAAGACUCCAUGGAGUAUGCUCGAAGGACGACGGAAAGAACAGCUACCGGUGAUACCCCCUUUGCCCUUGCUUAUGGGUAUGAUGCGAUGAUACCGGUCGAGCUAGACCCACCCUCCCACCGACGAGCGACAUACAACCAAGUCAGUAAUCACCAGCUGAUGAAUGAAUCGUUGGACCUAUUGGAAAGUCAUAGGGAAGCCUCACAAAUACGGUUAGCAGCAUACCAACAAAAAGUAGCUAGAUACUUCAAUUCCAAAGUUAAGGAAAGAAGCUUCAAGGUAGGAGAUCUAGUACUACGCAGAGUCUUGGCCAACACUAAAGACCCAACAGCAGGAGUAUUGGGGCCAAAUUGGGAAGGUUCAUACGAGGUUACAGAAGUUGUACCCCCCGGCACGUAUAGCCUCGACCGGUAUGACUCUAACAUGAACCUUAUACCAGUACCUCGAUAUUGGAACGACCAACACCUCCGCAAAUAUUAUCAAUAA
Cannabis sativa is the source of this 2214-nucleotide messenger RNA. RefSeq lists its product as uncharacterized. The transcript is spliced from 3 exons. NCBI's taxonomy places the organism in Eukaryota, Viridiplantae, Streptophyta, Magnoliopsida, Rosales, Cannabaceae. Gene Ontology annotation, molecular function: RNA-DNA hybrid ribonuclease activity; nucleic acid binding. The record is from RefSeq and is a predicted model, not a curated record. The coding region runs from base 1 to 2214 and encodes 737 amino acids.